CUAGUAUUAAAGGUUCAGUUAAAAAAUCGCUGCUGAAAGUAACACCAAAUCCGCGAAAAUCUGGUGGUGCAGAACCAAUAGCUUGUGAAACACCUCACACGUUUAACUCGGAUAUGCGUGAUAGUGUUUCCGAUUCAGUUGAAACACCAGUGUCAAAAACAUCACGUGUAAAGAAGUCAAGCAUAUCUUACAGUGUCACCCCUUGCUCGCGAAAAUCAGUGCAAAUUGGAAGACACUCUCACAGUGCGCCAUCUCUAAAAAAGGCUCCUACUGCAGAGGAAACAGUUGCAGUUUCUUCACCAAGAAAGUUCUAUAGGAAGGACACCUUAGGUGUUUCCUCAAGUGUUAAAUAUGCAAAUGCUACACCAGAUGCGAAGUUUAUUGGAGGGGAGACUCCAGAUUUCUCACAGGUACAAUCAUUGGGCAAAAGAUCACAAAGGUAUAGCCAAAAAGUUCCUGCUGCAGAUACUUCAGCAACCAUAGUACAGUCUCCAGAUUUAUUCUCGUUAGAUCAGAUACCCUCCAAUGGAGAUGUGGCACAGCUAAAAGAAUUGCAGAAAUCGUCUACAUCUGCUGUGGCUGAGACACCCAAAAGAAAAUCAGCUGGACUGCUGCUCGCGCACAUUCGUGAAAGUCAGGAAUAAUUUUCUCGUAGCCGUAGAAACUCUACUCCUUCAGCAAAUACUGACAAAAUAAACACUAGGUCAGCAAGAGCUUCAGUGAUUGUGACUAAGAAAAGUAAACUUUCUUUCACGCCCAUAUCAGUCAAAAACACCUCGCAAGCUUAAAUCUCUUCGGGCAAUGUCAGCAAAAGCAACCAAGCGAAGAUUGACUGAUGUAGACCUCUCGGAGAUCGCUGCUAAUAAGCUAAAAGCUAAAUCACCUAAAACUCCAGAUAAGAAGAAAAUGGCAGCUUUGCUUCAGUGUCAUAAGCCUCGAAUGCUCUUUUCAGAAGUUGUGAAGAAAACUCCAGUGAAGAAGAACAUUGUUGCCAAGCUGACAUCAGUGCCAAUAAGUCGACGUAGAAAGGUGCCCAAGAAACCCAAGGUUCAUACUCCAAGAAAGGCUUCUGUGAAAGGAAUAAAUUCCACUGGGCAUGUUGAUUCACCGGAGACAAUAAUAAUCCAUGGCAAACAAAGUAUGGCUUUGAAAAGAUCAAUUCAAAAAAUGAAGGAAGAAAGUGAAUCUCAGAAAAUUACAGCCACAGCUCCCAAGUUCGAAGACACAAAAGAUGUUGAAACUUCAGUUUCAGCCAAAGAGUCAUCUCGUGAAAUGAACACUAGGAAAAGUGUCAGCCUCUCACCAGCACCACAAGUGGUGGCAUUUGCAGCUUCAAGACGAAUAAGUACACCUCUGCGUGUCCUUGGUGAAGGACUGUUACUUGGUGAAGAUGCAUGUAAUACAUCUGCAAAAAUUACUCUUUUCUGUUGA
Schistocerca nitens (vagrant locust) is the source of this 1431-nucleotide messenger RNA. RefSeq lists its product as uncharacterized. The record is from RefSeq and is a predicted model, not a curated record. The transcript is spliced from 4 exons. NCBI's taxonomy places the organism in Eukaryota, Metazoa, Arthropoda, Insecta, Orthoptera, Acrididae. Bases 802 to 1431 code for a protein of 209 amino acids.